UUUCACUGUCUUUCAGCUCCGAACAGCUGCAUGAACAGCUGCAUAUGGGCGCUUCAUGGGCGCGGCUUUCUGAUCCGGAGAGGGGCGGAGCAAGCACCGGCUGCGCGGGUUAGGACUGACUCUGAUUCGAGAGGGCGCGUUCAGUCCGUCCAGAUGCUGCUCAGUUCCACGGUUUGAGCGACGCCUGAGCAUGGCGUCUGACGACGUGCCAGACGAUGACCUGUUUGGGCCGAGCAAUUUGGAGUAUCAGCAAACCACAGCGUUCAGCACAAUCAAGCCCCCGACCUUCGACUCCCUCCCUGUGCCGUCCCCAAGCCUCGGCAAGCGCCCCUACGAGCAGCGCCACGGCCCGCCCCCCCGCCAAAAUUACAAAGCCCACAAUGGCCCCCGCAAUCUUGUUCCCCCCUCCAACUCCUACCUCGGAAGCACCUUCCCCAGCUACCUGGGAAACCUGACCCCCGGUCCAGGCGCCCCCCCCCACCAAUUCCCAGGACCCCAUCAUAUGGCCCCCGGCUUCCCUCCCCAUGCCCCCGUCUACAGCGGAUUCCUGCAAGGCCCUGGGGAGCCAUUCUCCGGCCCCGGCAGACCAGACGCUCCUGGUAUGCCGCCGUACGACCAACAUCCCCACAAGGCCCCCGGAGCAUUCCCACCGAUGCCGCCCGGGCCGCCCGCGUUCGCCCCUCCCUUCGUUCCCCCUCCGCUGCCUCCGGGGGCCCCACCGGCGGGCGCCCAACCUUUUCUCCAGCAGGGCCUUCCGAUGCCACCCCACUUGCAGCCUCCGGAGAAUGGCGCUGGGGAGGGCCCUGCGCAGCAAUUGCCGGAUCGGCCGCUGCCGGGGUUGGGGGAGGUGGCGGCGGAGAUGACGCUAGGGCCGCCCGGCCAUGCAGACCCGGAGCUAACUGGGGCAUGUCCAAAUUACGAAGCGCCGCAGGAGGUGGCGUGUUUGAGCCGGACGUGGAACGGGAGGGUCUACUUCGACGAGCGCUGUCUGCGCCGACUGAAAGCGCCCCCCAUCGGUGCCGACCUAAAUGAGGGCUACGACACGUUUGUUGAAAAGGUCCAGAAUGAGAACGGGUUCGGAGACUUGCUAGCUGCGGUGCGGUAUCGGAAGGUGCAUUUGGGGGACGUGCAAUUUGUGACAUACCGGAAUAAUCUGAAUAAGAUCCUGGGGACCGCUUAUGAUAGGAAUAAGUCCUGGGAGAUGGGCGUGCAUCGGAGGGGGGGAACUGUGUACCUGGACGUGCAUCAGGGGGAGGAGAGGGAGCAGACGGAGCGCGAGAAAAGGAUGACGUACUGGGGCUACUCGUUCGAGGCCCUCAUGACCGAGUCCAAGAUGCCUGAGGCCACCACCCCCAAGGGCUCCCACAACAGCGACUCCUUCGCAGAGACCCCCCCUGCGAAGUCGCCCGUCGACGCAAACGUCGAGUUCUGCGCCAUUCUCCGAACCAAGCUGGGGGCGCAUCGAAUCGUCAUGGGGGCGGAGAUCGAUUGCUAUGAUCGGGGGCCGGACGGGAAGAAGCGGUACGUGGAGCUGAAGACGAGCAAGGUGCUGGUGAAUGAGAACACGGUGCGCACGUUCGAGCGGCACAAGCUGCUCUCGUUCUGGAUCCAGUCCUUCCUCGCCAGCGUCCCCAAGAUCCUGGUCGGUUUCCGGGACGAUACCGGGCGACUCCUGAAGACGGAGUCUUUGUCGCUAGGGGACAUUCGCAACCGGGUUCGGAGUAAAGAAUACUGGACGGGGACUACGUGCCUCAUCUUCGCCGAUAGAGUCCUAACCUGGCUCUAUGGAAACGUGAUCGACGGCUGUGAUUAUGUGCUUAGCUUUAACCACCGAGACGGCCAGCUAGUCCUCAAGCGGACGGACGGCUGCCCUCUUGUUAUCACCGAACAUGUGAAGGCGCUAAGGCAACGAACUUGACAAACGGCUCGUGGUGCAGCUACAACAAUGUCAGAGAUGUGUGUUCGGCGUUUUGUUGUAUUCAUUCGUGUCACUAAGUUGCU
Molecule: messenger RNA, 2001 nt
Organism: Klebsormidium nitens
Lineage: Eukaryota; Viridiplantae; Streptophyta; Klebsormidiophyceae; Klebsormidiales; Klebsormidiaceae
Source: the annotation of a GenBank genome assembly